CAUAAAAUGGGACGUGGAAACCAUGAAAAAGGACACGGAAACCAUGAAAGGGGACGUGGAAACCAUAAAAUGGGACGUGAAAACCAUGAAAGGGGAUGUGAAAACCAUAAAAAAGGACACGGAAACCGUGAAAGGGGACGUGGAAACCAUAAAAUGGGACGUGGAAACCAUGAAAAAGGACACGGAAACCGUGAAAGGGGACGUGGAAACCAUAAAAUGGGACGUGGAAACCAUGAAAAAGGACACAGAAACCAUGAAAGGGGACGUGGAAACCAUAAAAUGGGACGUGGAAACCAUAGAAGGGGAUGUGAAAACCAUAAAAAAGGACACGGAAACCAUGAAAGGGGACAUGGAAACCAUAAAAUGGGACGUGGAAACCAUAAAAGGGGACAGGGAAACCGUAAAAUGGGACAGGGAAACCAUGAAAAAGGACAGGGAAACCAUAAAAGGGGACAGGGAAACCAUAAAAUGGGACAGGGAAACCAUGAAAAAGGACAGGGAAAUCAUAAAAGGGGACGUGGAAACCAUAACAGAGGACAUGGAAAUCAUAAAAGAAGACAAGGAAACCAUAAAAAAGGACACAGAAACCGUAAAAAAGAACCAGUUCUCAGUGACCCCUGGUCAGGGCCUGCCCCCCAUUGCACAGCCUGGGCCACCAUCCAUGGUGGGCACGGUAUCCCAAGGUGAGGAGAGUGGCCCUUCACCAGCCCCGCUAGGGGUCUUGGUCCUCAGUGAGCAGCAGCCAAUCUCCAAAAAAUCCCUGGCCUGGAGCGGGGUCCUCGAGUGGAAGGAGAAGUUCAAACCAGGCACCAACAUCCCGCUGAUGCGGUCACUGCCUUGCCAGGUCUACGUGGAUCAUGGUGAGAACCUGAAAACAGACCUGUGGCCUCAGAAGCUGAUCAUGAACUUGUUCCCCUCGCAGCUGCUGAUCCCACUGGGCCAUUAUAUCCGGAACUCAAGGAGGGUCCAGUUCUCCUUCACCAACCUGGACCUGGAGUCCCACAAAAGCCUCUACCGCAUGAUAGGCAACGGCUGUGGGGGCUUUGUGCACUUUCUCUUCAUGGACCACAGCAAGUUGCGCAUAUAUAUGCUCCUGUUGUCCCGCAAGAAGAAGACCUUCAUGGGCCUCAUUCCCUAUGACCAGAAGGGCUUCCUCAACAGAAUGGGGCAGAUUGUACGGCGGGAGCUCAAGAAAGGUCCUUAGACUUCCACCGUCAAACACAUGCCCAAGAAUGUUCACUGCAGUAUGUAUUCCUAAUUGAGGAGAAUGAGAUGUUCUAGAGAAGACCUGGAGCAGCUUGGUCUGAGAUAACAAAGGACUGCACCGAGGACUUCAAUAACAGAAAUGCAUUCUCUCACC
Messenger RNA from Myotis lucifugus (little brown bat), 1360 nucleotides. RefSeq lists its product as uncharacterized. The coding region runs from base 23 to 1204 and encodes 393 amino acids. The record is from RefSeq and is a predicted model, not a curated record. Gene Ontology annotation, biological process: positive regulation of transcription by RNA polymerase II. The transcript is spliced from 2 exons. NCBI's taxonomy places the organism in Eukaryota, Metazoa, Chordata, Mammalia, Chiroptera, Vespertilionidae. Gene Ontology annotation, cellular component: mediator complex; transcription regulator complex.